This is a messenger RNA of Oncorhynchus tshawytscha (Chinook salmon), 2213 nucleotides long. Its product is annotated as 1-acylglycerol-3-phosphate O-acyltransferase ABHD5. NCBI's taxonomy places the organism in Eukaryota, Metazoa, Chordata, Actinopteri, Salmoniformes, Salmonidae. Gene Ontology annotation, biological process: negative regulation of triglyceride storage; positive regulation of triglyceride catabolic process. Bases 362 to 1579 code for a protein of 405 amino acids. The record is from RefSeq and is a predicted model, not a curated record. Gene Ontology annotation, cellular component: lipid droplet. The transcript is spliced from 7 exons.
CGAUUUCCCUCGUUCGCGUGCUGCGCAGUGUUGGCAACUUUCUCCGAAAAGUCCAACUUCUGUGAAAUCCAACUUCAGUGAAGGCUACCCGGUGCUGUAGCUGGAAUCAAGUGCAUGAUCUAUAUAUCUAUAGGCAACCUGCUGUAAUUCAGCCAAUAACAUAGCGAGUUACAAAUUCGGUAAUAGGACAGAAAACAGCGUCGAGUCGAAUUAUUUUUAAAUUCCUUCUCUAACAUGUCGAUUAGCCUCUAUUGCGCCUAAAGGUGUGUGUGUGUGUGUCAGGCAGUCUCUCUCUCUGUUGCCAAUCACCACUCCUACUUUGUUUCUCUGCAUGGAUGACAGAUAAUCAUCACAGUUCACUAUGAGGAGGAUGGCGAAGGAUCUGCAACCAGCCGAGCAACGGUCUGGGUGGAUCUCCAGUUGGCUUCCAUCCUGGUGUCCCACCUCCCUCUCUCAGCUGAAGGACGCAGAAGACAAAAUGCUCAAAUCUGUGAAGGCCCCAUUCUCCAGGCAGCAUGUCCGGAUAUCCAACGGCAACUAUCUCUGGACCUUAGCCUUCACCUCUCACAUCAAGCCCCAUUCCUCUCUUCCACCCCAGCCUCAGCCAAAGCCCCAUCCCUCUCUCCCACCCCAGCCUCAGCCCCAACCACAUAUCUCUCUACCACCCCAUACCCAGCCCCAUCCCUCUUCUCCACAACCCUCUCUCCAGCCCCGUCCUCCCCUGGUGCUGCUCCAUGGGUUUGGGGGUGGUGUGGGUUUGUGGGCCCAGAACCUGGACUCUCUGUGUGGCAGUGGAGCUGUGUAUGCCCUGGAUCUUCUGGGGUUUGGACAGAGCAGCCGGCCCCUGUUCAGCGUGGACCCCCAGGGGGCAGAGGAGCAGUUCCUAGGGGCCCUGGAGGAGUGGAGGGACAGGGUGGGCCUGGAGGAGAUAGUCCUGCUGGGACACAACCUGGGAGGAUACCUGGCUGCUGCUUACACACUUACACACCCACACAGGGUAAAGCACUUGAUCCUGGUGGAGCCCUGGGGGAUCCCGGCCCGUCCAGAGAAUCUAGAUCAGGAGAAGUCUAUCCCAGUGUGGAUCAGAGCCAUGGGGGCUGUCAUGAGUCCCUUCAACCCCCUGGCUGGACUUAGACUGGCCGGACCACUGGGUCCUAUGUUGAUCCAGACCAUCAGGUCUGAUUUUAAACAGAAGUACUCUUCAGUGUUUGAUGACAACACCGUAUCAGACUACAUCUACCAUCUUAACGCACAGACACCAAGUGGUGAAACAGCGUUUAGGAACAUGACAGUACCAUAUGGUUGGGCUAAGAGACCAAUGUUAGACCGUAUUGGACAGAUCCAACCAGACAUUCCAAUAUCCAUCAUCUAUGGGUCCCGAUCCAGUAUCGACAGCGACUCGGGAUACACUAUCCAGAAAAUCCGACCAGAUGUGGACAUCAUCGUGAUAAGGGGAGGAGGUCACUAUGUGUUUGCUGACCAGCCAGACGACUUCAAUCAGAACGUUCUUCACAUCCUGGCCAGGAUGGAGGGAGAUAAGGAGAAGAAGAGUGGUGUGGAUGAGAAGGAAGGGAAAUGAGGAGGUGAGAGGAGAAGAUUGAGGGUUAAAUAAAGAAUGGCAGAUGAGAAGGGGAGAAGAGAAAGUAAAGGAGGGGGAGAAGGAGAGAGACAUGGAGGAGUUGUUACAACUUCUUGGCUCUGAGGAGUAGGAGGACGAUUGUUACGUUCAGACUUUGAACACACACUUUCCUCACUGAGGACGUACUAGCGCUAGGCUGGUAUGCGAUGGUUAGAUCAUCAUUUUGUUUUAGGUUGAUAUGGGAGGGCUUGCUAAUGAUCUAUGCUGACAUAAGCUGCCGCUGGUCCAUGUUGACUCCAAUGCUUCCCACAGUUGUGUCAAGUUGGCUGGAUGUCCUAUGGGUGGUGGACCAUUCUUGAUACACACGGGAAACUGUUGAGUGUGAAAAACCCAGCAGGGUUGCAGUUAUUGACGCAAACCGGUGCGCCUGGCUCCUACUACCAUAUUCCAUUCAACGGCACUUUAAUCUUUUGUCUUGCCCAUUCACCCUCUGAAUGACACACAUACACAAUCCAUGUCUCAAUUGCCUCAAGGAUUCAAAAUCCUUCUUCACCCUGUAUCCUCCCCUUCAUCUACACUGAUUUAAAGUGGAUUUAACAAGUGACAUUAACAAGGGAUCAUGGCUUUCACCUGA